Molecule: messenger RNA, 3191 nt
Organism: Onychostoma macrolepis
Lineage: Eukaryota; Metazoa; Chordata; Actinopteri; Cypriniformes; Cyprinidae
Exons: 2
Coding region: 2000-2977 (325 amino acids)
Biological process (GO): base-excision repair
Cellular component (GO): nucleus
Molecular function (GO): phosphoric diester hydrolase activity; DNA-(apurinic or apyrimidinic site) endonuclease activity; double-stranded DNA 3'-5' DNA exonuclease activity
Source: RefSeq, a predicted model, not a curated record
UCGUAUCGUCAAAAAACUCAUAAAUCCAAGGCACUCGAAUAGUGUGAAAAAAUUAAAAAGCCUUUAUUCACAUGGCUUUAGAAUUUAAAAAACACCACAUUUGUGCACUGACGCAUUGCGGCUAAAGCCCGGCUCACACUGUGCGAUUUUGGCCACGAUUUGGUCGUCUGGGACAAAUUUUGAAAAUCCUAAAAGAUUCCUAUAAUCCUAGGCUAAAAUCUGUAGUCUUUGAUCGUUGGUUUGACAUGUUCACCGACAGCCGAUCAAUGGCCGUUGCGAUCAAAUUUCACCUCUGACGAAAUUCUGGCAGUGUCAGAAGAUUUGGCGCACAGUCCUGCAGUGUAACUACCCCUACGACGAAUAUCAAACUGUCUCCGUUUUUGAAGGCAAGCUAUGAGCAGAAUUAAUGCUAGAGAAUUAUUAUUAUUAUUAUUAAUAUCAGCCAUAAGCUCCGGCGCUCCCGUCCUCCACUCACAUAAUUCAUCUGAUAUGUUUCUUUUGUAUAUAAACACUGGUUGCGCCGCUGCAUUCACGUGGGUGUGUAUGAAUACAUACACUAUUCUUCUUAAACACGCCGGUAUUGCCGCCGUUCGUAUACUUUUCAUGACAGCCAACAUUUCGGUGCCGCGUGCAAUGCAUUUCGCAGUCACUGGACGUGUAUGGGUUGAUAAUGUAAAACUUCGGAUAAGUUUUCUUGCACGCACCCGUUUUUAACUCGUCUUGACUGUCGUACAGUCUGACAUUAAUGACAACUGAGAUUCCAUAGUGUGACAUGAUCAUCACGUUCGUACAGUCUGACAAGUACAAUCCUAAAGGACUUUUAAAAAAAUCGCACAGUGUAAGCCCGGCUUAACUCGCCUUCAUCAGGGUGUCAAUUUACAAACACACUCAGAGUUCAUUUAAACAAUCAGUUCAUCACAUGACAUGUCUCCCGAGCAGGUAUCAAAACAACAGCAGAGAAUUACUUAUAAAAAUCAUAAUCAAUAAAUUCAAAUCAACUCAAAACACUGUAACAAAUAUUAAAGUCAAGAAAAAAACAAAAACAUAUAAGUCACAAAGGAAUCAAAAAUUAUAUCAUAAUUAAAAGAAACAAAGGAAUUAAUUACAAAAAAGGAGAAAAAUCCAAUUCUCCAUUUAAACCUGGAAAUGUUGUUGCUUGUUGUAAACUUUUUAUCCCAUCUCCUCUUCUUAUUGACCUCGGAAUAUGUUCUAUACAAACUAUUUUCAAUGUACUGGGGUUACCAUGAUUUUUUAUCUCUAUAAUGUAAGGCCAUGGGAUAUUGAGGAUUACAGAUUCAUAUAGCAUUCUUAUGUUCUGCUAGUCUCAGCUUUAAUUUCCUUUUAGCCAUCCUUAUAUAAAAACAACCACAUGGACACUCCAGCCUAUAUAUAGAAUUAAGUUCUAUUUUUCUAUUGUAUCAAAUACUUAUUUCAUGCAAUAAAAUGGAAAUUAAUUAUUUAACAAUCAUACAAUGUGAUUUUCUGAAUUUUAUUUAAUUUUUUUAGAUUCUGUCUCACAGUUGAGGUGUACCUACGAUGAAAACUACAGAUCUCUCCAUUCUUUGGAGGUAUUCAAGUGAGAGAGAAAUUAGAAGGUUCACAGAAGAGAAAGGUAAGUAAAAUUUAUAUAGCACUUUAUACAAUACUGAUUGUGUCAAAGCAGCUUGCAGUUUGACAAUAAUGCAAGAGGACAAUAACAAAGGGUCAUUUUUUUUCCAGUUAAAGUCAGUUGAUUGAUGAUUCAGUGAUGUCUUCAUCCACUUCAGUUCUCUUCUAAUAGUGUCUGUGCAAUCAGCCAAGCGUCCCCAACUAAGCAAGGAACCAAAACUCCAUCGGUGACAAAAAUGGAAAAAGCCUUGGGAGAAACCAGGUAAGUAUUAGCAUUUAUAUACGUGUAAUAAUACAAAUAAUUAUAGUCUGAACAAAACGAAAGAAAUCCUACAAACAAGUGUUUCAGACAGCAUUAAUUAAAUUGAGUUCAUUGUGUUUUCAUCUUGACAUGAUAUUGGACCUUUGUGUAUUACAUGUUUGCAGAUCUACAGAUAAUUCCAGACACAAAAAGAAAAAAGAAAAGAAAAAAAAUCUAAAUCUGCUCAAAGUUAUCUCUUGGAAUAUUAAUGGACUGAAAGAAAAACUUAAAGAUACAAAAAAGACAAACCAACUGCUGACAAUUUUAGGUGAUUAUGACAUUGUUCUCCUCCAAGAGAUCCACUUAGGUAAAAAGAGGUUGGGAAAAAAAGAAAAAAAGUCAGAGGACAAUACGAUCAAGUAUUAUUUAUUAGAUUCAGACUCUGAUUCAGAGAAUCAGGAUGAAGAGGCAUACACAACUAAAGUCAUCAAUUUAUUUAGAACAAAAGGUUAUGAUGUAGAACAACUACAAGAUCGGACAUGCCAAGACCUUGGGGGGAGUGAAAAGAAGAUUUAUAUGACAAAUUUCUGUUCAAAUAGCAGAGGUGUUGCCAUUCUUGUAAAUAAGCGACAUACAUGUCUGAAAACAUUUUGUGAAGAUGGAGACUAUGCUUGGGUUUAUGUUGAGAUUGGCGAUCAGAGGUACACAUUUGUGAGUGCUUAUUACCAUCCUAAAGAAAAAUCUAACCUCAUGAUGAGGAUUCUCUGCAGCUUCCUCACACAGGGAUCAAAAGCUUUUAAACGGCCUGUCAUUGGUGGAGACUUUAACACAACACUUAAUUACAGAUUGGACAAAGCUAGCACAAAAGAUAGUGCAGAGCAUAAAUCACGGAGAAAGAGCAUCCGGGAAAUCAUGAAAACAGUGAAUCUAAUAGAUGUCUGGAGAAGCAAAAAUCCAGACAAGAAAGACUACACAUACGCAUGUAAAAAGCCUAUGUCCAGAUUAGACUAUGUGUUCAUGUUGGAGAAAGAUCUGCAUUGUGUAGAAAAUUGUGAUAUAUGGAAGGAUGAAGAUAUGGUUCCAGAACUGUCUGACCACUACCCUAUGAAACUCACUUUGACUAUAUAAAAAACUAGAAAUUAUAUAUCAUAUAUCAGACAAUUAUUCUAGUGUAGUUAUUAUACUGAUAUAAUCUGCGUAAUUACUGUGCAAAUUGAUUUUAUGAAUGAUUAUAUACAUUGUAACCAACUGUCGCUUGUCAAAUAUCUAAUGUCUUUUAAUAGAUGGAUUAUUAAUAUGUGGGUUUGGUGAUGUGAUUUAACUUUUCUUCAUUACAUUUCUA